Molecule: messenger RNA, 1860 nt
Organism: Talaromyces marneffei
Lineage: Eukaryota; Fungi; Ascomycota; Eurotiomycetes; Eurotiales; Trichocomaceae
Exons: 4
Coding region: 1-1860 (619 amino acids)
Source: RefSeq, a predicted model, not a curated record
AUGAAUACCUCUACCAGCUCUUCGAACACCAUCUCACAAAACACAAGAAUGAAACUCGAAAUCGAAACAAGACAACUCCAACGAUCCUGGAAGGAGUUCCAAGAAUUGCUAAGCUAUCAAGAACAAAAACAGCAACCAGAAGAUCUCAUCCGAGAAAUAAAGGCUGCCGUCGAAUACUGGUCCUUGCAUCGACAGCGAGUCUUGUUCCGCAAAUCCAUCAAAUGGGCCGAAAAAUGCCUCGAGACGAUGCACGGGCAUGCUAUACUAAUGCAAGCCUUGCCAGACCCGAAGCGGUAUUGUGAGUUGUUUUUUGGGGUUGUAUACUCCAUCGUUAGGGCCGCACGAGAACAAUACCGGGUAGUAGAAGCCUUUCUCAAAUUCCUGGCUCGAAUCAACCAUGCCGUCACUUCAGCAGUCCAAAUCAACUCGACGACGGAGGUGGUCGCUACACUAUACGGCCAAAUCUUUCUAUUUCUCGGCGAAUUUCUUCGCGACUAUGUGUCCAAAGCCCGGUGUCGACUGCUGUACAGCCACAACGAAGACUUCAAGUCUAAUUUCAAGAAUUUGGUUACGAGUGUCGAGAAUCUAGCUGCUAUGCGACUUGAAUCAGCGGCUGCAUCCAUCGACUGUACAGGUAGCAAAGCAUUCAACUACGUGGAUCAUGCGCGCUUGGAAAAAGUUGGGUUGGAAGGGGAUGCUCGACGACAUGCAUCGCAGACGACGACGGUGUGGCAGUUGAUCUGGAACCAGCGACAGCAAAAGCUCCUAAACGACAAACUCGCGGCCGAGCAGACCAGGAUCCUGGAAGCGUUUCUCGCCUCGCUGCAGGCCCAAGUACAUCAGAUCGAGAUUGAUACCCAGUGUCACAGGUCCGGUAACAGUAUCGUCCACAAACCAAGCCGAGCACUCGACUCUACCAAAACCACCCCAAAACGCCGCCUCCUCAAAGUUGCCUUGCAGGAAGACUCCUCGCCACUGCAAGACUAUUUUGAUAACAACGAACAAAUCCACCCCUUUGGCCGCGACCAGCGCCUUGAAAUCUCGUCGUCAAUCGCCAAACCUCUAUUUGAUUGGACUCAGACCAAUCCAUCCCUCCCUCUUGUCAUCGAGGGUUCUCGGCCCUUGGGCCUUCCCGGACGACUGACUUUAGUAUCCGCAUGCUAUAUCGCUGUAGCACGCAAACGCAAUAUCCCCGUCAUAUCCCACUUUUGUGCUGCGUCACCACGCACAAACAAAAAGGCGGGGCUUAUUGCACUUGUAUACAGCCUUAUCCGACAACUGAUCGAACUCACGCCUCCAAUGCUGGAUUGUGAUAGUAACUGCGACUUGAGCAGCGAGAGAUUCCGCCGUCUGAAUGGCACAAUAGCGUCCUGGAAUGAUGCACUUGCUAUACUGGAUACAUUACUACGGUAUCGAUCUCCGGUGUUGUUUUGUGUCAUUGAUGCGUUAGAUAUGUUGGAGGACUCGGCGGAUGAUUCGUUGGAGCAGUAUGUUAAGGGGCUUGUGACGACGUUGUCGUCGCAGAACACGCGUUUACCGGCGACUGCGCAAACAUCGGCCGUUACUACUGUAACGACAGUAACCACGAUGACAAACACAGAUAUCCCAAAUCCUAGCAGUGGUUCGACAAGCAGCACAACCACAACUUCAACUUCAACAUCGACAUCCGACCAAUCGCUAUCCCCGAAUCCGAAUGGACUGUUCAAAGUCCUCUUCACGACCGCGGGUAGAUGUAAGGCUGUGCAGGAGAUGUUUGUCGAUCAGGGGUUGGGCCAGGUUAUCACGACCAUAGAUACGGACCACGUCAGGGCCGUUGAUGUUGCCGCCGUCGAUGAAGAUGUUGCUAUGCUAGACGCAUAA